UUCACUGCGUCGUGUCUGUUCCGAACGAAGGCCCGUGAAUAAUUGAUUGAUACAAUACAAUAGUAAUUCUUCUUUGAGACUAAACUGACUUUUCGAGAGGGCAAAAUGGAACGGCCGGCCCUGCUGCAGAAUGGAGAGCUGGGCAACAUGGACUCUUCCACAACCAGACUGGUUAGCAAGCCCUUUCCCAAGCCCUUCUCGAUCGAGAGUCUGAUUGCCAACCAAACACCUGCCAAUACUGCACCGCCAUCGCCGCCCGAGGAGCGGGAUCAGGAGCAGGAGCCGGAACAGGAGCAGGAACUGAGUGCCCGGGCCAUGGUGGCCAGUUCCGCCCUGGGACUGACCCAGUUCCCGCUGUACAAUCCCUGGCUGCACGGCUAUUUCGCCCAGAACCACGAGAGAUUAACGCAUUUAAUUGCCGGCGGCUGCUACCUGCCCUCCAAUCCGGCCAGUCAUCCGGCUCCGCAGCAGCCGCAGGCACAGCCGCCACCACCACCACCACAUGCCUUGGAGAAGCAGCUUCCACCCACCUUGCCGCAUCCGCUGGAUACGCGAUUCCUGCCUUUCAAUCCCGCCGCCGCCGCCGGAGUUGCGCCCACGGAUCUCAGCUACCGGCGACUGGCCGAGCUGAUGAACCAGGACUACGUGCACAGCCUGAGUGUCCAUGCCCGACUGCAGCACAUGGCCGCCGCCGGCAGGAUCCAGGACCAGGACCAGUCGCACCCCGGUUUGCCCCAAGUCCAGGAGGCGAUGCCUCCGCAGGCCCACUCCUCGCCAGCAAAGUCCGGCAGCCACAGUCCCGUGGAGCCAACGCUGGAUGUGGGCAUGGACGAGGACUUCGAGUGCAGCGGCGACUCCUGCAGCGACAUCAGUCUGACCAUGUCCCCCAGGAACUACAACGGAGAGAUGGACAAGAGCCGCAAUGGAGCGUACACCAACUCGGAUAGCGAGGAUUGCAGUGAUGACGAAGGAGCUCAUUCUCGGCAUGAAGGUGGCGGAAUGGGCGGCAAGGAUUCGCAGGGCAACGGCUCCAGUUCCAGCUCCAAAUCCCGUCGCCGGCGCACAGCCUUCACUUCGGAACAGUUGCUGGAACUCGAGAGGGAGUUCCAUGCCAAGAAGUAUCUCAGUCUCACGGAGCGCAGUCAAAUAGCCACCAGUUUAAAACUAAGCGAAGUUCAGGUAAAAAUCUGGUUUCAAAACCGCCGAGCCAAGUGGAAAAGGGUCAAGGCCGGACUCACCUCCCACGGAUUGGGUCGAAAUGGAAGCACCAGUGGCACCAAGAUCGUGGUGCCCAUCCCAGUCCACGUGAACCGGUUCGCCGUUCGAUCCCAGCACCAGCAGCUGGAGAAGAUGUGCCUCAGCGGACCGAAGCCGGAUCUGCGCAAGAAGCUCUCGGCGGAGGCGAUCGGAGGAUUCGAGAAGUUCAGCGGUGCCACCAACGCAGCUCAGCCAGCAGUUGGAUCAGUGGGAUUGGGAGUGGGAGUGGGAGUCGGCUUGGGAGUGGCCACACCCCUCUCCCUGGCCAGGAGCAUCUACUGAUGGAGUUGUGCCAUAAAACUGUGCGAGUGUAAAUACCUAAGGAGGCAGUUCAGCUGCAAAUGGAGUUGUCUUUUUGUA
Drosophila rhopaloa is the source of this 1617-nucleotide messenger RNA. RefSeq names its product homeobox protein unplugged (gene unpg). Gene Ontology annotation, biological process: regulation of transcription by RNA polymerase II; regulation of nervous system development. Gene Ontology annotation, molecular function: RNA polymerase II transcription regulatory region sequence-specific DNA binding; DNA-binding transcription factor activity, RNA polymerase II-specific. Gene Ontology annotation, cellular component: nucleus. The transcript is spliced from 3 exons. Bases 106 to 1539 code for a protein of 477 amino acids. Lineage: Eukaryota; Metazoa; Arthropoda; Insecta; Diptera; Drosophilidae. The record is from RefSeq and is a predicted model, not a curated record.